AUGCGUUCCAUCAGCUUUGUCAUUACGCUCCUUUUCGCCUUCAUUGCGACCUCGUACGCAUGGCCUGAACUCCACAUCCUUGAGGCACGCAAGGGCGGCAAGAAUGGAACUACGAACGGCAAUUCCGUCAACAAGGCCUGCCGCAAGAUGGCUAAGCUUGAGAAGCUUACUGCCCUCGCUGCCAACCAGACCAAGCUUGACGCCAUGGUCGCCAAGGGCAAGCUCAACCAGACCGAGGUCGAUGCCAUCAAGGCCAAAGCCGCCAACGUCACCAGCGAGCUCCAGACCAUGCAGGCUAACACCACGCUCGUCAGCACCUGCUUGGUCGUCGAUGCCCACCAGAAAGUCGUUGGCGAAUGCAAGCAGAUGAACAAGCUUACGAAGCUGGCGGCUCUGGCGAACAACCAAACGGCCAUGGACGCCUUCAUGCAGAAGAAGAACAUCACGGACAUGACGAAGCUGCAGGCGAAGAUUGCGAACGCGACCACCAAGUUGAAGACUCUGCAGAGCAACACUACACUCACGAACCUGUGCACUCAGCUAGACCAACAGAAGGGUGCAGCCAGUGAUGGUACUGCUGCUGCCUCCGGCACCGCUGGUUCGGCCGCGGCUUCUACCGGGUCAUCGAGCGGCGCCAGCGAGCUCACCCUCCAGACGAUGUCCUACAUCCUCCUUCCCGCGCUCGCCGGUAUCUUCGCCCUCUUCCUCUAA
Molecule: messenger RNA, 711 nt
Organism: Trematosphaeria pertusa
Lineage: Eukaryota; Fungi; Ascomycota; Dothideomycetes; Pleosporales; Trematosphaeriaceae
Exons: 2
Coding region: 1-711 (236 amino acids)
Source: RefSeq, a predicted model, not a curated record